CAUGGAGGAGUGUGUGCGUUGAGGAGAAGGAGGAGGAGGAGGAGGAGGAGGAGGAAGAAGAAGAGAGGUCAGACUGUAAGAAGCAUCACGACGAGGAAGGCUGACUGUGUUCCUUUCAUCCGUAUUUGCUUUGAUCAAAUCGUCCGUUUCGCGUUCAGUCGACUGGAUCGCCAGCUUUUCGUCGCGAAUGAAACGUUAGCUUUAGCCCGAGCGUAGUCGUGCCAUUUUUGUUGUUGUUUUUGUGGAGGAGAAAAGUUUUGAGAUGAGGAGUCAACAGCAGCUAAGUCGAUGGCGACCAACGAUGAAGACGCGCUGAUCACGUACGAGUCGUAGUUGAAGUUAGCUAGCUGUGUUACGACUAAAUGAUGCCCGGGUUGGUGGAAUUUAAAAGGGGGCUGUCACUCUAGCCAGCUCGCCUGUUUGUUUAACGAGAGACGCUGCCGCUUCAACAAAGCUACUUGGCGACCACAGUCUCCAUUAUUACCCCGAGCGAGGCACGGCUGUUAGUUGCGGGGCGCGCAGGUGUCUUUCGAACAAAAUGGCAGGGUACAGUAGCAUGCUACCAAAGCGACGCUUUGUAGCGGGAUAGGGCCAAGCCAUCCCCAGCCAGGCUGCACCGCAAAGGGGGUCGUUCACGCCGAGCUUAACGCGGCUUCGUGUCUACUGUUUGCUGUCGAAAGAAGCCAGAGGAGGGGGGAGACGACCCAGCAAGCCUGAUGACACUGGACAACAUGAAGCCCGAGAGAGAUGCGACAGAGGAGUUCUUCGAGUAUGACGCGGAGGAGUUCCUGGUGUUCCUGACCCUGCUCAUCACAGAGGGGCGGACGCCGGAAUAUUCGGUGAAAGGCAGGACCGAGGGGCUGCACUGUCCGCCCGCCCAGUCGGCCAUGCCGCCUCUUCUCAAGCACGAAUGCAACGAUAAACUGCCGCAGUGUCAGCAGGCGCGGCGAACCCGCUCGGAGGUGAUCCUGCUUUGGAGGAACAGUAUCCCCAUCAUGAUCGAGGUCAUGCUCCUGCCCGACUGUUGCUAUGGCGACGAGUGCCCACCGAGCGACCCCAUCAGUGACCCGGUCAUCAAACAGGAUGCACUGCUAUUGGAGAGAUGGACUUUGCAGCCAGUUCCAAGGCAAAGCGGGGACCGUUUCAUUGAGGAGAAGACUUUGCUGUUGGCCGUGCGCUCGUACGUUUUCUUCUCGCAGCUCAGCGCCUGGCUCAGUGCCUCCCAUGGAAUCGUGCCCAGAAACAUCUUGUACAGAAUCAGUGCUGCCGAUGAGGACAUGGUGUGGCAGUUCUCCCAGCCGCCAUCCGAACACAUUUUCCCCGUCCCUAACGUGUCUCAGAGUGUCGCGCUGCAAGUCCGCGUCCAGUCGCUGCCCCGCCAGCCCACCUAUCCCACCUUGGCCUGCAGCAUCCACACCGGCCUUCCCCCGCUCUACAGCAAGACCCACAGCCUCAACCCGAAUCUCAACAGCCAUGGUGGCCUGCCCACCCUCCGAAAAAGCCAGGAGCCCAGCAAAGACAACCUCCACCACAGCUCCAACAUAUACGACAAGAGCUCCAGCUCCAUGUCGGGCCUCCUUCCCAACGGAAUGCCCAUCCCCAAUCUUCCCAUUAACAAUAUUCCCAUUAACAGCCUUCCGCACACGACGACAGCACCACCUUACGUCAAAAAGAACCAGGAGCCUGGUGAAAACCACGCGUAUCAGAACGGAGAGCUUCCCCAGGUCAACGUCGCCCAAAGUCAGGACUCCCUGCUGUUCCGCCGAUCCUCGCGCUCGCCCACACCCUCGCGCUCCCAUUCUCCUUCCCCGCUCCCAGGGAAGUGGUUUUACUCAUCCCUCAACGGUUCGUCGGAGCCGUCGCCGUUGGAAGAUUACGGGUGCAGCACCAACAGCGGCGACAGGUCAAAAGCUCCUCUGCCCGAGCCGCUCCGAGCCUUGAAGAGUUUCUCUUUGGCCGAGCCCGCCCGCUGUCCCUCACCGCGGCCGGCGGCGAACGAAACCAAUCCCCUCAUUGGCUCUCUGUUACAGGAGAGACAGGAAGUUAUAGCCCGCAUCGCACAGCGGCUCAACUUCUGCGACCCCACGGCACCGCCGCUUCCCCCGGCCCUUUUUGCCACAGACAACCCCCCCAAAGCCACGUGGGGCAGUAGCCAUGACGACAUAGCCGCCAGUAAGACCAAAGAGCCAGAGGUACCACCCUACGAGUGUGUGGGACAUGCUUGGCCUUCCCCUUUCCACACACCCUCCACCAGCACAUCUUUCCAGAAGCGGGAGACGUCCUCCCCGAAACCUGCGGCCUGCAGGAAGCUGAGGCUGACCGAGACGAGAGAUGAGAGCGCUGAGAAGGAGCGAGACCGGGAGAGAGAGAAACGCGGCGAGAAAGAGCCAGAGGAGUCCUUCAUCGCUCAGGCAGUGCACGACAUUACUCGACUCAUCCAGGAAAGACUGUCCGUCCCCUCGCUGUCGCCUACCCACAGCAGGUGUGGCAGCCCUCUGCGCCAUACGCACACAACAACGGUCACGCACACCAUCCGCACUUACACGCAGCCCGCACACGUCCCAGACACCUCGCCUGAUUGCUACACCAAUGGCCACAACCACGAACCUUGCAGGGGCCAACACGCUGCCGCCCCACACGCGCCUCUUUGCACAAGCAAACCCCGGCUCGACCCGGGGACCGAUUGCCAUUCUCCUCGGGCCCGAAAUGGCGCCCGUUUUACACUUGAAGAACCUUCACUCAGAGGCCAGCUGUACGCUGGUCCGCGUUUACAAACUCCCACCCAGGAAAAGCUCACUGUCCACACAGCCAGCAGUCACGUUUUCCCUCCCUCGCUCGAGAACGGGCUUAGAAGUGCCCCGCCCCCCAGUCAGACCUGCAAAGGAACCACCUUCAGCUGUAACGCAAUCAAAAACAACAGCAAGCCUCAGUCGCCCACACGGGCGAACGCGUCGGCCCAGGAUGAGAACCAAACUCCUAGACAGUCUCCAGACCUGACUCCCCCUCCUACUGUCCUGCGAACUCACGGACCUUCUCCCCUGGGGCCCUGCAACGGCUGGAGGAAGCAGAAUCGCCACUCGUUGGAUACCACGGCGACCAAAGCCUUCCACCCAUGCACGGGCCUACCCUUGCUCUCCAGCCCUGUUCCUCAGAGGAGAAACCAAUCUGGCUACUUUGACGUGGACACCUCUCUGGUUGGCUGUAAGGGUUUACCCUGGGCCGCUGGGAAAAGGGUGUGCCCUAAGAGAGACGAGGACGCAGAUGACGCUCAGCAGCUGUUCAGUGCAAGUGCUCCACCUGCCAGUCUCAGUCUACUCGGAAACUUUGAGGAGUGUGUGUUAAACUACCGCCUGGAGCCUUUAGGGACUGUGGAAGGUUUCACGGCCGAAGUAGGUGCCAGCGGGUCUUUCUGCCCCAGUCACCUGACCUUACCCGUGGACGUGUCAUUCUACAGCGUCUCCGAUGACAACGCCCCCUCACCUUAUAUGGGUGUGAUCAACCUGGAGUCGCUGGGGAAAAGGGGCUACCGAGUACCUCCAUCAGGAACCAUUCAAGUGACCUUAUUCAACCCGAACAAGACGGUGGUGAAGAUGUUUGUGGUGAUGUACGACCUACGAGCCAUGCCAGCGGGACACCAGACCUUUCUACGCCAGAGGACGUUCUCCGUCCCCGUCAGGCGGGACUCCAACCAUCAGAUCAACAGGAAGCCUCUCAGUUUGGGCCAGGCACGCACUCUGCGCUACCUCGUUCAUCUGAGGUUCCAGAGCUCCAAGUCUGGGAAGAUCUACCUCCACAGGGACAUCCGUCUGCUGUUUUCCAGGAAGUCCAUGGAGGUGGACAGCGGUGCUGCCUACGAGCUGCAGUCGUUCACCGAAUCCCCCAUCGACCCGCCGUUCUCGCCCCGCUGCUGACGCUCCACUAACUCCCCAAUCCCAUCGCCGCCCUCCCUUCUCCACCUGGCAGGCCAUAGCCGCACCUCCAUGCCAGCCAUGAGUCAUUCAUUGUGUCACCCCGUGACUUGUAAUGGAAGAGAGAUUGAAGGACAGCAGAUGAUGGAGUGCAGCCCCUUGUGGGACACUUGCCAGAAUGGAAUUCUUUGUCGACUUGCAUGAACUCUGGAGUGUGCAAGGUUUUGAGAUCCUGCUAAAAAAUGCCUUAUAAUAUUUAAAAGGAAUUCUCGAUGUUUGUGUAUCCCCUCCAACCUCCUGCGUCUGGCGGGAGAGUCGAGACCAAUGAUUGUCCCCAGGACCAGUUGGACUCGAAAAUUCAGCACAAUUUGUGCACCAGUUCCUAAACAGGAUCGUUGAUUUGGACCUCAUUGUGACAUGGCAAAUACAUGUUGAACCUCAGUUACUUGACAAAUGCAAUACAUGGCCUUUUGAAAGAGGAAAAAAACGUUGCUAGUUUUCACGCAGCUUUUUGAAAGGUAAAGUAAGCCUAAUUUGGACUCAUUAGCCUCUUUCACACGGCUUGGUUAUAAAGGCAAAGUUAUGUUAUGACGAUUUUGCAGCGUCUGUGUAAAAGAGGCUAAUGAUUCCCGAGCUUGGAGAAGCAGCAGCUGUGUCGGCUAGUGAGAAGAAGUGGGCAGUGGCAAACCGCUUUCCCAUUAUCCACCCCCCAUCCCACCCCCACCAAAAACAACCCCCACAAAAGGACCACCAUUGACCAUGCAAUCGCACUGAAUUAAAGUGAACUGAUCAUUACAGAAAUCAUCAAAAAAUGCACUGUGGAUUUGUUUUUUUCCCAUGUCCAAACUGGAAAAGAAAGUGAAAAAUAAUCGUCAUAUUUCUUUUUGUACUGUUACGAAAACCACUUUGUUGGAAGUGUUGCAAUAGAGAAAGAGUAAAAUUAGUUUUUAAGUGUUUACUUUCAGUUUACCUAACCAUCCUGUUUAUUUAAUAUUUAAAUUAAUAUUUCAGUUUCUAUUUGUGAUGUCUGUCAUGCCAAGAUGAUUUAGUGUAAACUGUAUAUCAUAGUAUUUUUGACAUUAAUAUUCAAAUCUAAAAAAUAUAUCUAUCUUCUAAAGCAAUCUUUA
Messenger RNA from Syngnathus typhle (broad-nosed pipefish), 5035 nucleotides. It is a transcript of the gene atosa, whose product is annotated as atos homolog A. The transcript has 12 exons. The record is from RefSeq and is a predicted model, not a curated record. The coding region runs from base 717 to 3911 and encodes 1064 amino acids. Lineage: Eukaryota; Metazoa; Chordata; Actinopteri; Syngnathiformes; Syngnathidae.